Kogia breviceps (pygmy sperm whale) is the source of this 1608-nucleotide messenger RNA. The record is from RefSeq and is a predicted model, not a curated record. NCBI's taxonomy places the organism in Eukaryota, Metazoa, Chordata, Mammalia, Artiodactyla, Physeteridae.
AUGACCUGCGCAUCAGGAUUCGGCGGCCGCGCAUUCAGCUGCGUCUCAGCCUGCGGGCCCCGGCCCGUCCGCCGCUGCAUCACGGCCGCCCCCUACCGCGGCAUCUCCUGCUACCGCGGCCUCACCGGGGGCUUCGGCAGCCGCAGCCUCUGCGGGGACUUCCGCGCCGGCUCCUGCGGCCGCAGCUUCGGCUACCGCUCUGGCGGCGUGUGCGGCCCCAGCCCGCCCUGCAUCACCACCGUGUCGGUCAACGAGAGCUUCCUCACACCCCUCAACCUGGAGAUCGACCCCAACGCGCAGUGAGUGAAGCAUGAGGAGAAGGAGCAGAUCAAGUGUCUCAACAGCAGGUUCGCUGCCUUCAUCGACAAGAUGCGCUUCCUGGAGCAGCAGAACAAGCUGCUGGAGACCAAGCUGCAGUUCUACCAGAACCGCCAGUGCUGCGAGAGCAACCUGCAGCCCCUGUUCCUCGGCUACAUCCAGACGCUGAGGAGGGAGGCCGAGCAUGUGGAGGCCGACAGCGGGAGGCUGGCCUCGGAGCUCAGCCACGUGCAGGGGGUGCUGGAGGGCUACAAGGAGAAGAAGUAUGAAGAGGAAGUGGCACUAAGGGGCACCGCUGAGAAUGAAUUUGUGGCCCCGAAGAAGGAUGUGGACUGCGGCUAUCUGCAAAAGUCGGACCUGGAGGCCAAUGAGGAGGCCCUGACCCAGGCGAUCGACUUCCUGCAGCAGCUGUUUAAAGAGGUGGGAUGGUUAAGGGAAGGGCAGACAGCUCUCAGGAUGGGGUGGCCGAUGCACAAACUGUGGGGCUUAAUGGGAUGGCAUAUCCUGUGUCCCAUGAGCAUCUGUGCUCCCCCCCCCCAGUGCGAGGAGAUCAAGGCUACGGUGACCCAGCAUGAGGAGACCCUGCGCCGCACCAAGGAGGAGAUCAACGAGCUGAACCGCAUGAUCCAGAGGCUGACGGCUGAGGUCGAGAAUGCCAAGUGCCAGAACUCCAAGCUAGAGGCUGCCGUGCCCGAGGCGGAGCAGCAAGGCAAGGUGGCCCUUAAUGAUGCCCGCUGCAAGCUGGUCGGGCUGGAGGAGGCCCUGCAGAAGGCCAAGCGGGACAUGGCCUGCCUGCUCGAGGAGUACCAGGAGGUGAUGAACUCCAAGCUGGGCCUGGACAUCGAGAUCGCCACCUACAGGUGCCUGCUGGAGGGCGAGGAGCAGAGGUUGUUUAAGGGCAUUGGUGCUGUAAAUGUCUCAGUGGCGGCAGCCACCGGGUGCGGUUUGCUUGGCGCCUUCUGCUUCGUAAAUACACCGAUCCGCGAGCCAACCGUCCCUGCCUCCGGGCGGCGGGCCCCUGGGCUUGCGGCAGAAGGGCUUCAGGAACCAGCCGGCCUGACCUGCCCCAAUUGCUACCUUCUCCUCCUGCAGCUCUCUCCCCGCUUGUCUCUUCACUUUCUCCAGGGAGGGCGGGCUCCUCGCCCACAGCUCUGGCAGCUCCCCUUCAUCCCCAAGAGUCUAAAUGACUGGUUUCCCCCAGCCCUGGGCAAAGAGCCAACCCGGCUCUUUGAGUCUGCUCAAAGAGCAGACUCCGGCUGCUCUGGAGGCUUGGACGCCUGUGGCUUCUAA